AUAUAGAGAGAGAGAUAGAUUAGAAACAACAUUAAUGACACUAAAAGAAAGAGAAUAUUAAAUGAAUGAAAUUAGAAUAUAGAUGAAAUAUAAAAAUAUAGUCACUUUGAGGUUUUAUAGACUUUUUUUUAUAUUUUUCUUAAUAAUAAUAAUAAUAUAAAAAAAUCAAAUAAAAAACACCAAGUUGACCAAUAAAAAACUGGUCAAUCAGCUGACUAUUAAGCUACCAUAUAUUAAAUAUUAAAAUUUUCUUCCAUUGCAUCGAUACUUAAAAAAUAUUGGUCAUGUCCGCACCUGAACAUAACUCCUCUCCUGUAAAGUGAAGCUCGAAAAUAAACCAGCCAUUUAACCCCAAAAAAACAAAAACGAAAAAAGAAACAAAUUUACUCUAGCUUGUCACUGCAGGAAAACACACACGCACACAAAAAAACCCGAUUAUUGUUUUUAUUAUUUUAUGAUGAUGAUCCAUUCCAUAAUCCAAGUUUCACCCACAAACAAAAACUUUUGAAAUUUUCUAGUAUAACAGCAAUCCUUGUCAAGAAUUUAUACCUUAGGGUUUUCUUUCGUCUUGUGUUCUUUUGUUCUUUUCUUUGGGCUUGUUAUGAGAGAGCAAAGAGAUAGUGAUAUUAGACAUGGGUUUUCACCUUCCCGUUUCUGUCAUCAGAGUCCGGGUCGGUCUGACUCUGAACGUAACCGGCCCAGGUUGGUUAAUACUAGGAGAGACCAGCAAAUUUAUGAUAAAGACAGAGACUUUGUACAGACAAAUCGAGAAUGUGAAAGUUUUGGUAAAACCCGGUUUAAUGAACCGGGUUUGUCCGAACUAGGCCGGUUUUCUGAGAUGGGUUCGGUCCACAGAGGGGAGUAUAGUGAUGAGAGAAAUGGGUCUGGGCAGAAACUGUCAGGGUCGCGUGAGUCUGUGUUGGGAGAAAGUAGGAAAUCAGCCACUUCUUUGAAGUUUCAAUGGGACAAUUUGUUGCCUGAUAAUAAAUCCAAAUAUAGAAAUAAUUAUCCUGGUGUGGUGGUCCCUAUGUCUAUGUCAAUGGAAAGUGGUGGUGGUGGUGGGUCAUCAAGGAGUUGUUUUAAUCAUAGGAUGGAGAUGGACCCCACUGAGAGUGGUAGAACUUAUGCUUCUUCGCCUUUGAGAAAAUUUGAAGUUGGAGGGAGGAGUAGCAUUGUGGACUCUAUUGUGGACAAGGUUGAAGGAAGAAAUGAUAUUGAUCAUGGAAGCACAUUCUGGAAUAAGAUGAUGAGAGAGAGGAGACUGUUGAUCGAAAAUCAUACUUAUUUUGGUGAAAAUGAGAAAGAUUUGAACUCUAGGAGUUUGAAUUUUGUAAAGAAAAGGACUAGCAUUGUACACAAUAUUGAAGGAGAUAAUAAUAUUGAUAAUGGCACUGUUUUUAGGGAUACCAUGAUGAGUGACAGGAGACUCUUGUUGGAAAUAGAUGGUUCUUUUGGUGAAAUUGAGAAAGAUUUGGAUUCCAAGAAUUUGAGUUUGCUGAAGAGAAGGACUAGCAUUCUGGAUAAAAUGGAAGGAAAUAGUAAUACAGAUUAUGACAUUGCUUUUAGGCAUAACAUGACGAGUGAGAGGAGACUAUUGUUGAAGAAUGAUGCUUCUUUUGUUCAAGAUGAAAAAUAUUUGGAUAAUAGGAGUUCCAAUUUGGUGAAGAUGAGAAUGACUAGCUUUGUGGAUUCAAACAAGACUAAAGGAAAUGAUGAUGUGGAUAAUGACAUUGCUUUUGGGAAAAACUUGAUGAAUAAGAGGAGAAUGUUGUUGGAAAAUGAUAUUUCUUUUGGCGAAGAUGAGAAAGAUUUGGACUACGGGAGUUUCAAUUUCAUGAAGAUGAGAAGGAAUACAAGCAUUGUGGACACGAUUGAAGGAAACAAGGAUAUCGACAAUGACAUUGUUUUUGGUAAUAACAUGAUGAAUGAAAGAAGAACAUUGUUAGUAAAUGAUACUUCUUUUGGUGCAGAUGAAUAUGAGUUGGAUCGCCGGAGUUUGAACUUGAACUCUGAGAACUUAGAGUUUGUAGAGGAGUAUGGUUCUGAGAGACAUGGUGUUAGUAGUGGCUCUUAUGAAAAUGAAUUGGAGAGGAUACCUAUAUAUCGUGAAGAAUUAUUUACCACUAGAAGUACAUCCCAAUUAUUAGUCUCUCCGGAGGAGACAAUAAAUAUGAGGCUUAAACGAAAGCGUUGUUUUGACAUGGAAACAAGCAGCGAUAACCAGAAAACAAUGUUAUCAUGUGAUUGGACUGACUUUGAUGAGAUAGGUGAUUCAAGAUAUGGGGAUGCGGAUUGGACUUAUGAUGAUAUUGACCAAUUGUCAAUGUUACAGAACUCGAGGCAGGGACAGUACCAAGGCAGGAGCCCUGAAAUGAUGAUUGAUAAAAUGGCCUUUCAUCGAAACGCCAUUUCUGAAAACUCAUUAUCAACAGAUCUACUACCAUUAGAGCAAAGGCAUUCAAGCAAGCCUCUUAAACUUGCUAGAAUAGAUGUGAGGAGACGAUUGGGGCCAGUUCAAAGUGUAAAGCAGCGCUUGGGACCUGCUCCAAAUGCUGUAAAGAGUUUGGGGCCAGGUUCAAAAGUUAAGAGAAAACUUCCUUGGGUCACAAUGCAAGUAGGAAAAGAUAUGGAAGACUUUGAACAAAACAUUAAUGUUCAAGGUCCGAAAUCCUCAGAAAUGAAGACAAAGAAAUAUGUCAAGAAUGAGCCACCUGAGGACUCUGAGGAAUUCAUGCAGCUAGUGCAAAAUGCUUUUUUGAAGUUUGUCAAAGUCUUGAACGAGAAUUCCGCUACCCGGCAAAAAUACAUGGAGCAAGGAGGAGUUGGAACUUUGAAGUGCUGUAUCUGUGGCAGCUAUAAGGAGUUUGUGGACACAAUAAGCUUGGCACAACAUGCCUUCACAUCUUGUAAAGUUGGUUCCAGGUCGGGGCAUUUGGGUUUUGGCAAAGCACUUUGUGUGCUGAUGGGAUGGGAUAGCAAAAUAGUUCCAAAUAGUCGAUGGAUUUGGCAGAUAUUACCUGCUGCUGAAGCUUCAUCACAGAAGGAGGACCUCAUACUCUGGCCUCCAGUUGUUCUCAUCCAAAACAGUUCUAUAGCGAACGAAAAUUUAGAUGAGCGUAUGCUUGUAAGUAUUGAAGGGCUCAAGGAUAUUCUUAGAGGUAUGGGGUGUGACCGAGGGAUGACCAAUCUCUGUCAUGGGAAAGCUGCAAAUCGGAGUACUAUGGUGGUGACCUUCAGUGGCACUUUUUCUGGGUUGCGAGAAGCAGAAAGGCUUCACAAGCUUUUUGGUGAGAAGAAACAUGGGAGGAAAGACUUCCAGCAAAUUAGUUUUUUUGGUUGCAAAACGAACUGUCAGGAAACCCAAAGAGUUCCAGUAGACAAGGUAGAAAAUGUUCUAUAUGGUUAUAUGGGGAUUGCAGAUGACCUGGAUAAGCUUGAUUCUUUAACCAAGAAGCGCUGUGUAGUGAAGAGCAGGAAGGAGAUUGCAGCAAUUGCAGAUGCCUCUCUCAAAAGUGAAUGAUAAACUGAUUACUCUUCAUAUUUUGAACUGUAUAGCCUUCUGCUCUCAGCACAGAAUCAUGAAUUCUGUUCAUCUGCCAUUGUCUUUUUGUUUGCAAAGUAAACAUAAUUUUUUUCCUUUUAAAAAAAUGAUUGUUUCCUUCUGAAGGUGCUUCCAGUGGUUUUUAUAUCAAUGAGGAAGCAAAUGUCUCUUUGUAAGAGGUAGGUAACUGAUGAUAUAUCUUCAGGGCUUUUCCUUGUCAUUACCUCUCUCCUUUCUUUGGUCUUGUAACAGAAAUGAGGAAAAAAGAAAAAAACAAGGGUUCACUUCCAUGGCUUCCAUGUUUUGUGAUCUCAAGUUGCUGUGCAAA
This is a messenger RNA of Ricinus communis (castor bean), 3869 nucleotides long. RefSeq lists its product as uncharacterized. The record is from RefSeq and is a predicted model, not a curated record. Lineage: Eukaryota; Viridiplantae; Streptophyta; Magnoliopsida; Malpighiales; Euphorbiaceae. The transcript is spliced from 3 exons. Gene Ontology annotation, biological process: regulatory ncRNA-mediated gene silencing. The coding region runs from base 602 to 3520 and encodes 972 amino acids.